GUCUUCUUUUUUAAACAUGAGUCUUAAUCCGUGGCUAAUAUUACUAUUUUCCUUUACGGAUGCCUGAGAUAUACAACUGUUUAAAUCAUCAUGAUGCUAGUCAAUGUUUCUUUUGUUUCAGGUUUUCCUUUCUUGAUGGGUACCCUCCACGGGAUCGUUGGCCUUUUGUUUGGCCUUCAGAUCGUCACACAUGCAAUGGGCUUUAGUAGUGGGGGAUUUUUUCAGUCUUGCGCUUCCCUGUUGCCUAACCAUAUAUUCAAUGGUGUAGAUUUCCCCCCACAGAACAGUGAACAACCGUUUGAAGUCAAUGCCAUCGCCGGUGAGGGGGAGUCAAUUAUGGUGACUCUAGGAAGCAGGUCGUCUGCUGCUCAACCAUUUACAGGGUUCAUGGUGGAUGUCCGGAAGUCAGAAAUAGAUCCUGCCAAUGGAAGUUUCGUUGAGUUUGGUCCUAGAAGUACUGGCUUGACGUGCAAUGGCAUUCAGGAUUCAGCUGUUACUCAAAACUCAAACGUUCCGAAGACUUUUGUUCAAGUUAAAUGGCAAGCGCAGGAAAAUGGAUCCUCUUCAUUAUUUUUACGAGCCACAUUUGUUCAAAAUUUCACCACAUUUUGGAGUCCAGUGAAUGUCACUAUACAGACACCAGCUUCAACAACACAGCCACCAACUACAACACUAACUUCCAAGCCCAGCACAGAACAACCAAGUACAGACCAACCAAGUACAGAACAACCAACUACACAACAAACAAUAACAGAACAACCAACUACAGAACAAACAAUAACAGAACAACCAAGUACAGAACAACCAACUACACAACAAACAAUAACAGAACAACCAACUACAGAACAAACAAUAACAGAACAACCAAGUACAGAACAACCAAGUACAGAGUUACCAAGUACCAACCAACAAAGUACAGAACAACCAACUACAGAACAAACAAUAACAGAACAACCAAGUACAGAACAACCAAGUACCGAACAACCAAGCACAGAGUUACCAAGUACCAACCAACAAAGUACAGAACAACCAAUUGGUACAAAUCCAUGUACUAGUGCUAUACAACAAAUUACUACACUGUAA
Molecule: messenger RNA, 1083 nt
Organism: Gadus macrocephalus (Pacific cod)
Lineage: Eukaryota; Metazoa; Chordata; Actinopteri; Gadiformes; Gadidae
Product: location of vulva defective 1-like
Exons: 5
Coding region: 91-1083 (330 amino acids)
Molecular function (GO): oxidoreductase activity, acting on metal ions
Source: RefSeq, a predicted model, not a curated record